Messenger RNA from Thunnus maccoyii (southern bluefin tuna), 1982 nucleotides. RefSeq names its product SH3 domain binding glutamate-rich protein like 2 (gene sh3bgrl2). The coding region runs from base 241 to 567 and encodes 108 amino acids. Gene Ontology annotation, cellular component: cytoplasm. The transcript is spliced from 4 exons. NCBI's taxonomy places the organism in Eukaryota, Metazoa, Chordata, Actinopteri, Scombriformes, Scombridae. The record is from RefSeq and is a predicted model, not a curated record.
UGUGCAGUGAGGUCCAUAGACAGAGAUUUCCAUGGAGGACAGAGACUGAGCGGCGCAGUCAGCAGGAGCGCACGCCGCUUUAUUAUCAUGGCUCAGUUUAUACAGUAGUGGAGAUGCGUGUCUUCUCUCAUAUAAAACAGUGUGUAGUUAAAGCGUAGUGCUACUUGUGGAAAAUAAACGGAAUUCAAUACUAGAAAACAGUUUGUUUUGUCGACUGUCUGACAUUAAUUUGGGAUUAAAAUGGUCAUCAAGGUUUACAUCGCCUCCUCAACUGGCUCUGUCGCGAUAAAAAAGCAUCAGCAGGCAGUGGUGGGUUUCCUAGAGGCCAAUCGAAUCAGUUUCCAGGAAGUAGACAUCACUAUGCUGGAGGAGCAGCGGCUCUGGAUGUACCGUAAUAUCCCCCGGGACAAGCAGCCAGAGAAAGGCAACCCACUGCCGCCACAGAUCUUCAAUGAGGAUCACUACUGUGGGGACUAUGAAGACUUCUUUGACUCGAAGGAGAACAACACUGUGUUUGCAUUCCUCGGGCUCAGUUCCAAACCAUCAGUGAAAGAUUCUGAGUCAUAAAUGAAGCUGCUGGUAUGUGACGUCUAGAGAACAAAGAAACAUGAGGACAAGAGCUGCACCACACCCUGUGUUACAUCGCCUGCUCUUCUCUUCCAUGAUCUUUUUGCGUGGACGCCAGCAUGUUGCCAAACAUCACACCACAUGGAUUUCACCUUAUGACCUCUCCUGACUCUUUUAACAACAUUCCACCAUCAAUUGAAUCUCUGACAUACAUCUGAUAAGUCCCGAAGAGGCCACAGACACUUAGUGACAGAAAAAGGGGAGAUUAACUUAACACUAAUGGACAAUGAUGGGCAUGUUUGUGUUUCCUUUUCAUGCUUGAUACUCUAUGACUGAAAACACUGUUUCAAAAUGCAGUAGCAGGAAUUCUUUGUGAAGUAGAAGAUGAAUAUGUAGCAGCUUUUGCACCUGCAGAACAAUUGGUUUGGGAGAGUCUGCAAUGCAGCAGACAAGGGAGAAGUGACACACCUGUAUCAUGUGUGUGUGUGUGCCUGCCUUAGUGUGUGCUCCUGUGUGUAUCUGUCUCAAUCAGCAGCUGUUAAUGAAGGCUGUGUUAAGUGAGGGGACCUGAGAGGCAUCACUUAAUGCAACCUGAAACAACCCCACGGCCUAGCCGUUAUGUCCGGAUCUGGGUGUGUGUCUGUGUCCCAGAGGUGACAGAGGAGAUACUGCAGCCUGCCACAAAGUAGAUAGGACCAAAUGCUAAGAACCCUAAUAUUAGGGAUAAAAAACACCUAAUAUCAUAGGCAGCAGUCAUUUUUUAAAUUUGUAGUAACUGCCAUCAAAUAAAACAUACCUCUGCCAAACCAGUUCCAGUUCCAAUCAAGGCUGCUGUAGAAAGAAAGCCUUGUUGCAAUAGAGCCAUAUGGGCUGUAGGAAUACACUGUACAGAUUAUUGUCUAAGACUUAUCUGACAGAGGGUCUAGGAGAUAAGAAAUGAUUGCUCAGGGAUAACCGAGUGGCAAAGCUCCCAACCUCUGUGCACCAGACCGCCCUCUAUGUUUUAAACGUUAUGAAAUGAACAGUUGACAGAUUAUGGCCCACUAUUACUCCGUCCUCCAGUCUGUUUUCUAUGUUGUUUCUCCCAGACACCAACACUAAGCAUUUUCUCUUUAUGUCUUCCCAAUUAAAUUAUCAUGGAUGAGUGGUUGACUGAUUCCUUUAUGCUUACACAUGAAGGACACACAAACAGAUGCAUUCCCUGUUAGCCAUUCUUUGCUAAAUGCUGUGCCAUGUUGUGAAAGGACAUGUAACCUUUACUUCAAAUUUCUGUCACUGUUGACACAAACAUUCCUAGUUUGCUGACUUAUAUCUUCAUUUAUUGUCAAAUCGUAAUUGUGAUUUUUUUGUCAAUGGUCGCUAACAAAUCUGAUGGACCACAAACUGACUAAAUGUACUAAUGUUGCACCACUCUG